AUGGGGCGGCCUCUUGGUGGGCACACCUGGUUCAGAUGCAUGAUGGUCUCAACGCUUUGUCCCAGCAGUUGCAUUGCUGUUGGCCCGCUUCCUGCGCCCAAAGUGGUGGGCAGCUUGGGUGGCUGCACGCAUGUGCGUGUCCCGGUGCAGGAGGCCACACUCCUACAGCAAGAGCAGUUUGUCGAGGAUGCCCUGGAGCAGCCGACGGCCUCGGCGGGUAGUGAUCCUUACGGCCUCGUGCUUUGGCCAGCUGCGCAGGUUGUCGCUGGAGCCUUGCUGGGGCUGCUUGGUGCCUUCACGACGGGCAAGGAGGGGCGAAAGCGAGUGUUGGAGCUUGGCGCUGGCACGGGGCUCUGCUCUCUGGCUGCAGCUGCUGCAGGGCAUCAGGCGCUGGCCACGGAUUAUCGCGUGGAGCCUUUGGAGCUCCUACAACAGGCCGUGACCUUAAAUGAGAAGCAGCUGGGCCAGAGCCUGGCGAUAGAGACGGCGCUUCUCGACUUCACGAAGGACGAUUGGCCCGACGCGGACAUUGUGGUGGCGGCUGACCUGCUAUACUUGCGAUCAACAUCGCAGGCGCUCGCGGCAGGAUGCGUGUCUGCCUUGCGCCGUGGAGCUGACGUCUUGGUUGGAGAUCCGCGGCCAUGUCAUGCCAAGUCUUGCGCCAAAGGUACUUAUUAA
Messenger RNA from Symbiodinium natans, 678 nucleotides. The record is from the annotation of a GenBank genome assembly. NCBI's taxonomy places the organism in Eukaryota, Dinophyceae, Suessiales, Symbiodiniaceae.